AUUUAGUGUUACUUUGGAAAAUAAAUGUAAAUGAAUCAUUUAUACUUAAAAAAUAAAUAUAAAUAAAUGAAAAAAAAAAUUAUCUUUAUUUUAUAAAAGUAAAUGAUUCCUUUAUAUUUAUUUAUUUAUUUGCUUUCCCUUAUCUCAAUCUACUCUGUCGAAUGACGUAUGAACAAACGAAAUCGGCAGAGUUCAGCGAAAAGCGUUUCCUCGUAAACGUUUGUGUAUGCGUGUUUAAUUAGGUAAAAUACUGUGCUAAAAGAGAAUCUACAAUCCACUUUGUAAUGCUAACAAAUUUUGGAAUUCUUUCUAUUGCAUUUGUUUAAUUGAUGUUUUUACUUCAAUGUCUGUAUUUCAUGAAAACCUUCUCAAUGAAAGAGUAUACCUCAUAAAAUACAGAAACUAAACGUAUGAUGAUCUAUUACACUCGAACAGUUUUUAUCUCUAACUCAGACUUGAUUCUGGUUUUCUCUACGACGGUGUCUUGCCACAUGUUUUCAUUCUUGUCUAUUAUCAAUGAAAGGAGUAUUGAAAAAAGUAUUACUUUUUGUUGCAUCAUUAUAUCGACAAUAUGUGACAUAUUCAAUGUGUAAUUUUGUUUUCAAACUGCUACAUUAGAAUAGUAUUUUCGAUUGGAUUCGGAUAAUGAUUAUACUAUUAAUGUAAUGAAAUAUAGUUCGUUAAUCUAAUCUAAUGUCUAGAUGUUUUUUGAAUGUUAAAAUCUGAUUUUAUCUUUUACAAAUCGAUAUUUAGAUUCCAUCACUUAAUGAAUCACAUGAUCGUUCAUUACCAAAUGGUUGUUUGGUACGUUAUCGUUGUAUGAUUCAAGAUAUGGGAGAAGAUGAAAUUUAUUGCAAUGAUUAUACUGUCCGAUCAAACGAUGGUGUUGAUCAAAUUGAAAAACUAGGAAAAUAUCGUGAUAUACUUGUUUGUCCACCUGGUUAUCAAUUUGUUGAUGUUGAACCGAAUCGUGAAAAAUUUGCAUCUCGUCAAUUAUACUACUGUACAUCGAUACCAAAUGAAACAGAAUGGGUAAAAUAUGCAUACAAUAAUCAAUCGAAAAAUGAAAAUGAUAGACAAAAAAGACCAUCGGAUGAUCCAUUAUUACAAGAGAAACGUGUCAAAAAUGAUUGUGGUGAAUCUCGUUCAUCUAUGACGAUACAAAAUGGAACAGAAAAUGCCAAACAAAACGACUCCUAUGUUGUAAAAGUUUAUGACACGUCCGAUGAUUUGUUAUUGAAUACAAUUAUUGAAUUUAUUGGCGUUUAUUACGAUUGUAGUGAUCAAGAAACUGAAAUGAAUGAAGAAGUUAAUAUGGACGAUGAUCAACAAAAAUAUCCUCAAAUUCACUGUAUUCAAUUCAAAAAACUUCAACAUAAUAAUCCAUUAAUAGAUCAACAAUAUGGAUUGAUUUCAUCUUCUCCCUCAUUUGUUGAAACUCGUUCAUAUUUAUUAUCAUUAUUUUCUCAGUUAUUUUUUAAUGAUACAUUAUUAUGUGAAUAUUUAUUAUUACAUAUAAUAUCUCACGUUUAUGUUAGAGAAGGUCUUUGCUCAUAUGGAAAAUUAUCGUUAAAUAUUUCAAAUAUUACUCAUGAACAACAAUGUUUGAUUACAGAAUUCUUAAAACAAAUUUUACCACUAUGUACAUCAUUUCAAUUAACGUGUGAAACAUUAAAUACUACACAAAUGAUGCCAAAUAAAAAUCUUACAACAAAUCGUCUACAAUCGACUAAAUUUCAAUUACCUAAAUAUACCCAACUGAUUUUAGAUGAAACUCUCAUGGAAUGUGGUCAAUUAACACCAUUGGGUUGUACAAAUAUUCAAUUACUCUCCAAUAUUCUCAAACAACAAAAAUUAAAAUACGAAUUUCAUAUAUAUCAAUUGGAAUAUGAAUGUGAUGUUAAAACAUUGAUUCUUUCACAAACAAAAUCUAUUUUACCUUCCAUUGAUGUUCAUAUCAAACAAGAAAAACAUUCCCAACAAACGCCAGUUUUACAAUCGAUACCAGAAGAAAAAUUAAACGAAAUUCGACUAUAUUUAACCUAUACCAGUCAUUUAAUUCAAUUUGAACAACGAGAUGAUACAUCGACGAAUAUACAAAAUGAUUUUGUUAACAUGAGAAAACAAAAAUUAUUAACAAAUCUCGACGAUUUUCAUUUAUUAUUAGUCAUAGCAAGGUAAAUGAGAGAAAAAUGAAAAGUUACUUUUCGUAUUAGUCAACGUGUAAAUUUAUUCUGAAACUGAAAAGGCGACAGUGCAUAAGCUAAGGAAUCAAUCUAUUUUUGUUUUGGGUGAAAUAACAGACGUCUGGGCAGUUUUCAUCUUUCCAACUCAAAUGAUAUCUCGACUCGAAGACUGGCAUUAACGAGUGCCAUUCCGAUUCGCCUUAGAAGUGCACAAACAAAUAAACAGAUGGAUAGAAAGCUCUUUAAGUUCUACAUACCGGUCCAUUUACAACGUCUUCAUUGGUUUACAAAAAAAUGCAGGAUGUUUCGUAUUUUAUUGGGAGAAGGUUUUUUGGGGUUUUUUGUUUUUUUUUGGAAUGGGAGAUAAUUUUAUUUUUUUAU
Molecule: messenger RNA, 2567 nt
Organism: Didymodactylos carnosus
Lineage: Eukaryota; Metazoa; Rotifera; Eurotatoria; Philodinida; Philodinidae
Source: the annotation of a GenBank genome assembly